Scedosporium apiospermum is the source of this 5364-nucleotide messenger RNA. RefSeq names its product Class V chitin synthase. Gene Ontology annotation, cellular component: cell septum; myosin complex; cell periphery. Gene Ontology annotation, molecular function: ATP binding; cytoskeletal motor activity; chitin synthase activity. The transcript has 3 exons. Bases 1 to 5364 code for a protein of 1787 amino acids. NCBI's taxonomy places the organism in Eukaryota, Fungi, Ascomycota, Sordariomycetes, Microascales, Microascaceae. The record is from RefSeq and is a predicted model, not a curated record.
AUGGCCAAUUCUCGAAUGUCGAUGUAUUCGCUCGCGUCCGAGUCUCCGGGAGGUCCCCGCGGAGCCGGCCAACAGUCUUCUCAAGUGUCGACGACGACCCUACUAAAUGCCGUCCAUAACGGCUACCUUUCUUCUCAGCCAUACACUCUUGAUGCUGGUUCCAGUUUAGUCGUCAACACCUGGCUUACCGCCGCUCAGGCGGGGCUUGAUGGGAAGGUUGGAGGAACCGUUGACCGUAGUCUAGCUGCGCGGGCCUGGGAACAUGCGAGACGACGAGCAGAGGAUGGAUGCAUUAUCCUUGGAUCGCUACACACAUCCACCCCAUCGCUCCUCUCGCCCUUCCUCCAGUCUCUUCCGCUCUCUAUUCCCGCGACCCUUUUCACUGCCUUGGAGGCCAUCCAACCCUUCCUCCGAUGUGUCACACCCUUCAACCCGUCAACUCCGCGUCAAGCUGCGUUGGGAGUCAGCCUCACAUUAAACCUUGCGGGCACGCUCACCGCAGCUAGUGUUGCCCUCUCUCAGGGCGGUAUCGAUACCGCCAAGGGACUUCUCAACAUUCCAGCGGAGGCCGGAUACCGCGCCUUCGACGUGUUUUACUAUCUCCUCACCUCGGCUUCCACCCCCGCCGAACGAGAGUUCCUCGGCCUCAAGGCUGCCUCGAGCUAUACCCUCCUCUCCCGCUCCGGUACCUACACCCCGCCUUCGUAUCUCCCCACCGCGGACGAUGCAGCUGCUGCCGAUGACUUCCGCGCAGCGCUGAAGGAAAUUGGAAUUAAGGGAUCUGCUCACCGGAAUCUCAUCUCGACUCUCGCAGGUCUUCUCAAGCUCGGUAAUACCCUCGAUUAUGGUGUGGACUCUGACGAGCUGGAUGAGAUCAUUGAGGAUGUCAGUGGUCUCCUUGGCGUCGAACCAGAGGUUCUCGCUCGACAGUGUUCGACCGAAGACCGCGUCACUCUUGUCGGUGGCCUCUAUGAGUGUCUCGUCGAUUGGGUUAUUGCCAAGGCAAACGAGGCCAUUUCUUCCCAGAUGUCGGCUAUCCGCGAUGGUGCUGGGUCUGUUGACGGCCGUGGCCCUUCUCCCGCAGGUCCUAGUGAUGCUGGCGAUACGGUUUCCAUCACAGUCAUUGAAGUCCCCGACCCGACGCUCGGCAAGGCAAUCGCUAUGAGGGCCAUCUUCGACGAUAGCCAAGGCAUCAACCAGGAGAUGAUUCAAGAUGGCGUCGAAGUCUCCGGUGCGGGUUCAUCCGUUCUCCGGGAGAUGCAGAACGCCGUGGCGGAGGCCGCCCCUGAUCUGGGUAUUAUGACCGGUCCCGUGGGCCGAAGCCGCCAACACGAGCUCGAGAAGCGUGAGAUUAUCCUUGAGAAGGUGGCUCACGCUGCCGACGAUGAUGGUUUCCUUAAGAAGUUGCUCUUCCCCGUCCCCGGUGAGGGAAUUAAUCUAGGUCGAGCCGGCAGAAUCGACCUAGCCGCUCUCCUCAACGCUAGCCGAGCCUGGUUCCACCUCUGCAUCCACCCAACCGACGAUUCUCCGUCCAGCCUGGCAGCCUUGCCUUCCAUCACCUCGGCCUGGUCUGCCGGCACCGUCUCUCGCCAACUCCGCGCCUGGAGGUUACCCGAAUGGGCGAACCGCCGAAACCGACACCUCGAUUUCACUUCCGACUUCGACCUCGACGAAUUUGUCCAGCGAUACUCCGUUCUGGGCUGCAAGGAUGGCCGAGACGGUAUCGAAACCUGGAUCCUCGAGCGUGGCUGGAGCAACGGCGAGGUCGUUGUUGGAAAGGAGCGCGUGUGGAUGCGUGAAAACGCCUGGUGGGAGGCCGAGAGCAUGUUGGAUCUUAAGCCCAUGGGUGCCGGUAUGCCCAUGCCUAUGGCUAUGCCUGCGGCGGCGCCUACCCAGGGUUUUGAAUCUGCCUACUCAGCUGCGGGCAGCGGUUAUUUCCCUACUGGUUUGGAUGGUUCCUUGAACGGCAGUCGGGAUCACUUAGUCGGCCACAACCGGACCUUCAGUCAAGGUAACAUGAGCCAAGUCACGCUGAACCAGAACCGCGCCCCUUCCGUCGCCGCCACGCCGCUGAGGAACGUCAACAACGGCGACUACGGCCUAGGUAGCAAAGGUGACACGUACAAGGGUCAGGUCUACUACAAUAACGACGGCGAAUUCAUUGGCAACAUGGAUCCGGAGCUUGCUCACGGGAAGACGAUUGAGACCAAGCAACAAACGUUCGGUCGUCGCAUGUGGGUCGGCUUCGUCUGGGCUCUCACCUUCUGGAUUCCAUCGCCAGUCCUCCGCCAUGUUGGCCGCAUGAGACGCCCUGACGUCCGUAUGGCGUGGCGUGAAAAGGUCGUACUAGUGUUCCUCAUCUUCCUCAUCAAUGCAAUGGUCGUCUUCUGGAUUAUCGGUUUUGGUCUUGUUCUUUGCCCCAACAGAGACAAGGUUUGGAAUAGGAAUGAGGUUUCCCACCAUUUAGGAGCAGAUGAUUACUUCGUCAGCAUUCAUGGAAGGGUUUACGAUAUCUCCAAGUUCUGGAAGCAGCAACACAGCGACAUUCCAAUCAAGACCACCCAGGAGCGGAUGGAGCCGUUCGCCGGAAUGGACCUUACCGACUACUUUCCUAUCCCUCUAGCCAUUAGCUGCCGCGGUCUCGGUAUCGGCGAGAGACUGGAGCUCCUCGCCAACGAAACUCAAGAGCAUCCUGAGGCCGUGCACAAGUCGGGCAAACACACCGCCUACAUUACCUCGAAGCUGGCCGAAGAUGAUUGGUACACCGCUCAGUUUCUUCCCAAGAUCACCGAGUACUACAAGGGUGAUCUUGUGUGGCUUCCCCAGGAGGUCAAGGACGAUGGGCGCCAAAACCAGCACAUGUGGUUCACUUACGACGGCAAGAUCUACGAUAUGACCGACUACUUCCACACUUUAGAUGUAAUGGACGGCAACGAACUCUACUCGUUCCUUCACGAGGAUGUCACCGAUAUCGUGCAGCAGCACCCUGGCGAGGAUAUCACAGAGCUUUGGGACGAACUCACGGCCAAGGUCCGUAAUACCGAUGCUCAGACCCCCGUCUUCAACAGCAUGAACUGCAUCAAGAAUCACUUCUACCAGGGUAUCCCUGAUUUCCGAAUCACACCUAGGUGCGAGGUCAACAAGUACAUGUUGCUCGCCUUCACCAUCAUCAUCUGCGCUGUCAUCCUCGUCAAGUUCUUAGCCGCGCUGCAAUUCGGCUCCAAGAGGCGCCCCUCGCCCCAGGAGAAGUUUGUCAUUUGCCAGGUCCCCGCCUACACUGAGGGUGAAGACUCCCUGCGCAAGGCCAUCGACUCGCUCACAGCUCUCCAGUAUGACAACAAGAGGAAGCUCAUUUGCGUCAUUUGCGACGGUAUCAUUGUUGGUCAGGGCAACGACAGGCCCACGCCCAAGAUUGUCCUUGAUAUCCUCGGCGUCGACCCCAAGGUUGAUCCCCCAGCGCUCCCUUUCAAAUCGAUUGGUACCGGCUCCGAGCAGCUCAACUAUGGUAAAGUGUAUUCGGGUCUGUACGAGUUCGAGGGCAACGUCGUCCCCUAUAUCGUUGUCGUCAAGGUCGGCAAGGAGUCCGAGCAGUCCUCCGUCAAGCCCGGGAACCGUGGCAAGCGUGACUCGCAGAUUCUGCUGAUGAGCUUCCUUAACCGCGUCCACCACCGCUCGCCCAUGAACCCGCUCGAACUGGAAAUGUUCCAUCAGAUCAACAACGUCAUUGGUGUGGAUCCCGAGCUCUACGAGUACCUCCUCAUGGUCGACGCCGAUACCUCGGUCCGGGAAGAUUCGCUCAAUCGCCUAGUUGCGGCUUGUGCCAAUGAUGCCAAGAUUGCCGGUAUCUGCGGUGAGACGGGGCUGCAGAACGAUGAAAAGACAUGGUGGACCAUGAUCCAGGUUUACGAGUACUUUAUUUCUCACCACCUUACCAAGGCUUUCGAGUCUCUCUUCGGCAGUGUUACUUGCUUGCCAGGAUGUUUCUCCAUGUACCGUCUCCGAACCAUUGACAAAGGCAAGCCACUCAUCAUUUCGGAUGAUGUGAUCAGGGAUUACUCCGUCUGCGAUGUUGAUACGCUGCACAAGAAGAACCUGCUGUCUCUUGGUGAGGAUCGUUACCUGACGACGCUCAUGACCAAGUACUUUCCUUCCAUGUCGUACAAGUUCAUUCCCGAUGCCUACUGUGAGACUGCCGCACCCGAAUCAUGGAGUGUCCUUCUCUCGCAGCGUCGUCGCUGGAUCAAUUCCACGAUCCACAACCUCGUCGAGUUGCUCCGGCUCAAGGAAAUGUGUGGUUUCUGCUGCUUCUCCAUGAGAUUUGUCGUCUUCCUUGAUCUCUGCUCGACCAUUAUCCUUCCGGCUACCUGCGCCUACUUGGGAUGGCUCAUUUACAGCGUUGCCUCACACAAGAGCCAGUUCCCCCUCUUCUCGAUUGUCAUGUUGGCGGCUGUCUAUGGUCUUCAGGCUUUGAUCUUCAUCCUCAAGCGACAGUGGCAACACAUUGGUUGGAUGAUCAUUUACUGUCUCGCCUUCCCCAUCUACUCGUUCAUCCUUCCCAUCUACUCCUUCUGGAACCAGGACAACUUCUCGUGGGGUAACACGCGUAUCGUCGUGGGAGAAAAGGGUGACAAGAAGAUUGUGGCGGUCGACGAGACCAACUUCGAUCCCCGAAGCAUUCCCCUUCAGCGCUGGGACGACUACGCCCUCGCCAACAACCUCCCUGGCCGCCGUGGCGGUCCCGCCGAGCGCGAGUACUUCGGCGAGGACCAAUACGAGAUGGACGAGGUCAGGAGCGUCUACUCGUCCGUUCCUCAAGGCUCCCUCCGCGGCGGUAUGGCCGGUCGUCCUCCCUUCAUGCCUCCCUCGCCCACCAACCUAGGCGGCGCCGGUGUCCCCAUCCAGCGCCAGUCGAGCUUCCCCUAUGGUGACAACGCGCUCAACCGGCAGUCCAUGGCGUCGUUCGGCGGCGACAUCCAGCGCCGCCCCUCGCCCUACCAGGACGUCCGCGCCAGCGUCUCCAACCUCCGCGGCACCAGCAACCUCUCGCCCGCCCUCGGCGUCGGUAUGAACCGCUCCUCGACCGCACUCGGCUACUCAGGUGGCGCGGCGACUAGGGCGUCCUUCGCGGGUCCCGAUGCAGCUAUGCGCUCGACCACCUCGUUCGACUUCCAGCGCGGCCAUGUUGGGCCUGACGAUGCCAUGGUUAUCGAGGCUAUCCAGAGCGUCCUUAGGGAAGUUGACCUCGAUACCGUGACGAAGAAGCAGGUGCGGGCUCUUGUGGAGCAGAGGCUUCAGACUGAGCUCACUGGCGAGAGGAGGACGUUUAUGGAUAGGCAGAUUGACCAGGAGUUGGCUAACAUGUAA